Messenger RNA from Arachis ipaensis, 1743 nucleotides. NCBI's taxonomy places the organism in Eukaryota, Viridiplantae, Streptophyta, Magnoliopsida, Fabales, Fabaceae. The record is from RefSeq and is a predicted model, not a curated record.
AUGGAGGAAUUGGUUGUGGUAACUGGAAGCGCCAAGGCGAAACAGCGAGACACUAACCAUCACAAUUGUAAACAAAUUGAACCAGGGCUGGGGGAUGACUUGGAGGAUGGUACUGACCAUCAGAAUGAAGAACAAAGACCGAGCAGGGAAGCGGAAAUGGCCAAGAACAAAGAGGCCUGGAAAUUGGCUGUAGAGUCAGGUGCUCAGUAUAGCGAUGAGGAGGACAUCAUGGCUAUCUUGCAGGAGCAGAAUGAAAUAAUUGCUUUAAAGCGACGACAGGCAAAGCAAAAAGCCAAAAUACGAAGAAGCCGCCCAAAAAAUCAAACAAAGAAGGAACUUGUGAAUAAUUUUGAUGUAGCUCGUAUAUGGGGUAGAGACAAAGCAUGUUGGGAGUUUGUAAGUUCGACUGGGGAUUCUGGAGGGUUAUUGUUAAUCUGGGAUGAGGGGGUAUUUAAAAUGAAUAAUUGCUACAAAGGAGAUAGAUGGUUGUGUGUAGAAGGGUUUGUGGUAAAGGAUAAUUUUGAUUGUGCUAUCUGUUUGGUGUACGGACCUCAUGAAAGAGAUGAGAAGGCCUCUGUUUGGGAAGAAUUGAGCUAUAUUGCAGGAUUGGUCCAGGUGUCGUUUUGUUGUUUGGGGGAUUUUAAUGAAAUAUUGCAUUUGAAAAAACGAAAAGGUGCGACUAGAUUGUCUGCUUCGGCAGAAGAAUUUAGAGUAUGGAUCAAUGAUAUGGAAUUGAUUGACUUAGCACUAAAUGAUCGAAAGUAUACAUGGUUUAGAGGACAGUCGUGCAGUCGUAUUGACAGGUGCUUAGUUUCUGUGGAGUGGAUUGAUGUUUACCCAGAUAUGCGUCUAAGGGGAGGUCCAAGGAGUUUAUUGGAUCACUGCCCCUUGAUUAUAGAAGAUAGCAGAAACUUUGAUGGCCUAAGACCAUUUCGCAGCUUAGAUUCCUGGUUCACACAUGACGGGUUUAUGAGAAUGGUAAAAGAAGAGUGGAGGGGAUUAGGAGAGGUGCAUUUCCUAGAGAAGAUGAAAGCGUUGACAACACCUUUGCGCAUAUGGCAUAAGCAGCAUUUUGGGGAUAUAACUGAGAAGAUUAAGAGGUUUGAGGAAGAACUAAAGAAGGUAGAUGACAUGGUUAGCAGUGGACGAUACGAUGGUACCAUGGAGGCAAGGAGGAGAGCGUUAGUGAGGUGCUGUGAGAAGUGGUAUGUGAGGCAGGAUGUUCACUGGAAGCAAAUGUCUAGAUCUCGGCAUGCAAGUGAGAUGGAUAGAAACACAAGGUACUUCCAUAAUAUAGCUUCGGUCAGGAGAAGGAAUAACAGGAUAGAGGCUUUGGUAAUUCACGGGAGAACAGUGCAGAAUCAAGCAAGAAUUAAGACUGCGAUUCGAGAUUUUUAUAAAUGUCUGUACCAUCAGGAGGUUUCUCCAAAUGUAAGCUUCAGGGAUGGAUUGGUUAAUCGAUUGGGGAGGGAGGAAGCUGAAGCUCUAGAGGUGCUACCGUCAGUGGAUGAAGUGAAAGAGGCGGUCUGGGACUGUGAAUCGUCUAAGGCUCCAGGGAGUGAUGGGUACAACAUGAACUUUAUAAAAAGGUGUUGGAAUGAAAUUGGAACGGAGUUCACUGCAGCUGUGAUGAGUUUCUUCGAGACUGCAUCAUUACCAAGGGAUUCUAAUGUCACAUGGGUAGCAUUGGCUCCGAAGUUCAUUGGGGCUAAAGAGAUAAAGGAUCUCAGACCUAUCAAAUGA